GGCAGAAAGUGGGCAAGGAGGCGAGCAGAAAAUAGCAACCCUCAGAUCCCGCGGGCCUGAGGGGCGAGAGCGGUGCGGGCUUUUUUUCUUCCCCCAGAACAACCCCAGAAAUGCUCCCCAGCCGAAGCGGAGCUGGCGGGAGGCGGAAAUUCCAUCAGCAUCCGCUGCGCUCGCUGCAUUCCAUCAGCCCAGCGAUACCCACGGGCGGUGGGAGCCGCUCCUUGCACAGAGCCCUCCUUGUCCGCCGGCCUUUGUGCAGCGCCCUGGCCGCCAGGUCCCUUCUGAGGGCGUGAGAAAAGCUCGGGGAUCGCUUUUCAGGAGAGAUCCCUGCGGACCUCCCCUUUGAAACGAGUGAAGCGGCCCCACUGUCCUCCUGUGUUGUCUGAAAACACGGCCACGGGUAUCGUUUCUUGAGGGCUUGGGUGUAGCUGGGAGUUUGGGCUCUUUUCCCGUGCUUUUGAGGCCACCGCAGAGUUUCCGCCGUGCCUAAAGUUGUGCUCGUAACAUCCCACCUCAGCCCUGCCCGGGGAUUUGGGAUCGCUUCUUCCCGUCGCCGGGGUUGAUCUGGAUGCGUCGCUGCCAGUGGCAACCUGACCUCUGAAUUUUUGUGGGCUUGUUGGAAAAUGAGACCCCGAGGCUCAGCAUCGUCCUGCGGAAGCAGCUCUGUCCCGAUGGCCGUGGAUGUGGGGAAGUCACCUUCUGAAGAGUCGCUGAGCGGGAAGGCCGGGGGCGACGGGAGGUGGGACACUGCGGACACGGAGACGGAGUUCCCGGAGCUGGCAGGGAGCCGGCACCGGCUUUUGGGGACAGAGGGAGCCAAGCCCAGCCUGCAGGGGACAGAGAGCGUGGCAGUGAGCAGACACAGUCACACGGCCACUGGCGUCACCCAGGGAGGCUCCGGCUGCCGCCCAGAAGUGUCUCCAGCAGCCGCACCUGGAUUUCCCAGAGCAAGAGCGAACCCCUCGGGGAAGGAGGUGCUGGUGGAAAGAGCUCCUGAUGGUCAUGGAGUUGGCCACUGUUUCCUCUCCUCAGAACAGCAGGUGAAGGCAUUGGGCAGUUGGCACCCGCUCUCCAGCCCUCCCAGCUGGUGCAGCUCUGCCGAGGAGAACAUCCUUGCUGGCAGCCGUCACGAUGCCCACGUUGGCCGUCGGAGGCAGAGUCCGGGAACUUCCACCCCGUGUCCUUCCACCCCGGAGCUCCUGCGGCCCCAAACCCCGCCCAGCCCCGAGCGCGCCCCGCGGAGCCGCUCGGUGCGGAGCCUCUCCGCCCCGUCCUCUGAAGGGAACGGCCCCUCCGAGGAGCCAUCCGGGAGCCUGCCGGGCAGCACGGAUGUCCCUUCUGCGGCCACCACGGCUGCCCAGGAGCUGUGCUGCCGGUGGGGAGCGGAAGGCAGGGCCCUGCAGAGGCUGGAGCCCCCGGGAUCUCUGCUCGGUUACCGCGGCACCGUGGGGCGCGUCCGGGAGAUCUCCUCCUACCAAGCCGAUUACUGGGCCUGUGCCAUUCCGGAUUCACUGCCGCCGUCUCCGGACCGCAGCUCACCCCGCUGGAACCCCAACAAAGAGUACGAGGAGUUGCUGGACUAUGCUUACCCACUGAAGCCAAGGUACAAGCUGGGAAGGAUGCCGGAGCCUUUCCUCCAUGACUCGGGGAUAGAUCUGGACAGCUUUUCUGCUUCUCCUGAGGGCACGUCCAGCAUCUACAGCCGAGCUGGGCAGGCUCGGGGAAGCAGAGAAAACGGACUUUGGGAGUUUGUGGCCUCUGCAGAGAGAUUCUCCACCCCCAGGUCUGGAAAAAGAGGCUGCUCAGGAGCUGGCUCGUACUACGAACCUUUACCUAUUGCCAAAGCAUCGUUUGCAAGGGCUGCCUCCUCUCAUCCUUCCAGAGGUUUUGCUAAAGAUGUAAAGGUGGAAUCAUCUGGGCCAAGCUCACCUGGGCGCCCUGCUGCCGACGGGAGGAGCUGGGAUACCAGAGGAAGCCCCUGUCCAAAGGACACAGGGCAGGUGAAAAGCACCAGUAGGUGCUUACCCACCACAGGGGUGCUCCCCCUGAGGAAGGAGUGGGAGGGUGAUGAAGAAUUUCUUUCCCUGCCUCCGAGACUGCGGGAGCUGGAAAGGCUGGCUCAGUUUUUGUCCAAUCUUUCCUUAACUAUAAGGAUGCCCGGGCACGACCACCAGAACCUUCCACAUCACAGCGCCAGCAAGCAACCCCUUUCAUCCAGGUUGGCUCCUCUUGGAGAAGUGAGAGGCGGGGAUGACGGAGGGAAUACUGAGGGUUAUGCUGGGCUGUGGCAACACCGCAGCUCCCGAAAGCCCAGCUGGGAAAACACGGAAUCAGACGGCUGGUUCCAUAGGGAUCCUCCCCGGGGGCUUCAUCUACCAGCUGCUCUCAGGGACACGUUGGAUGGGAUGUGCCUAAAGGAACCACGGGUCAAGGGGCGUCCACAGAAGAGCCAGCAGAGCGAGUCCCUCAUCCAGUGUGUUCAGAUGUUUUGCUGCCAGCUGGAAGAGCUGAUCCGUUGGCUCUACACCGUGGUGGAUGUCACCGGCGGCUGGGUGCCGCCCUCGCCGGACGCCCGGAGCGUGUCGGCGUCGCUGCGCCGCUACCUGGAGUUCAGGAGGGAUGUGGCCGACCACCGGAGCCUGACCGAGAGCGUGCUGGAGAGGGGAGAAGCUCUCCUGGACUGCAUGGCAUCGAAUUCACCAGCUCUGAAAGACACGCUGGGUCUGAUUGCCAAGCAGUCAGAAGAGCUGGAGAACCACGCAGAGCACCUGUACAAGUCCAUCCUGGCCGCUGUGGGCGCCGUGGGGCAGGACAAGGCGGGUGCAGCACACGGCUGCUCCCUGGGUGCUGCCUCUGUCAGACCCAGGCUGCGUUAGCCCGUCUCAGGAGGGCUGAGAAGAAUUGCAGCAGGCACCAGACCCCCUCCAUCACCUCUCCAGAGAUGCCAAAAUCUGUCUCCAGUUUGGGUUUGUGUGGGUUUGUGCCAUGGAUUGAGAAAGGUGUGCUGGGAUGUCCAGAGUUGUGUAAGGAAUGUACAGCUGGCCUUUUCUGGUUUGUUUUUUUAACAUUGCUUCUUCCCUUUUUUUUUAAUUGAAGUGGGCUGUUCUGUUGUUAGUAAAAUGUCAGGAAGAGUUUUUUUAACUGAGCAGUCCGAGGUGUGCCGUGAGCUCGUUAAGUAAAGCCGUGUGAUUUUAA
Molecule: messenger RNA, 3195 nt
Organism: Hirundo rustica (Barn swallow)
Lineage: Eukaryota; Metazoa; Chordata; Aves; Passeriformes; Hirundinidae
Gene: CEP68
Product: centrosomal protein 68
Exons: 7
Coding region: 624-2876 (750 amino acids)
Source: RefSeq, a predicted model, not a curated record